CUCCUGCAGCAUCUACGGAGAGCGCGAGCAACGGCUCGUCCAGGAAAAACGCUUUAACCUCUGAAUUAAGUUAUAAAUAUCACCACGGACAGUCUCCAGUUUGUCAUAUUCCCAGUUGUGAAGAGCAAGUUGGCCGACAAAUAUUGGUUUAAGGACAAUGGCCCCCAGCUGAAGGCAGUGACGGCAAGAGACUGAGAUGGAGCUGACCUCAGUAGACGCCUCUGCUGUGCUGGGCUUAUGGGACAACAGCUCCAUUCCUGGUUUCCUUCUUAACGAGAGCGUUCUCAAUGACACUUGCUUCCUCAAUGCUUUGAACUGCACUAAUGGGACAGAUGCGGGGAACCAAGCAGGAACAAGCAUGGCAGGAAUCCUCAUCCCUCUUAUUUACAUCAUUGUCUGCAUCGUCGGCCUGGGGGGAAACUCACUGGUCAUCCACAUCGUCCUGCACUACUCCAAGACAGAGUCAGUGACCAACAUCUACAUCCUGAAUCUAGCUAUAGCCGAUGAACUCUUCAUGCUGGGGCUUCCGUUCCUCGCCGUGCAGAACGCCAUGCACUCCUGGCCCUUCGGCUCAUUCACGUGCAGGUUGGUCAUGACCGUUGAUGGCAUUAACCAGUUCACCAGCAUCUUCUGCCUCACCGUGAUGAGCAUCGAUCGCUACCUGGCCGUGGUUCAUCCUAUACGGUCCUCAAAAUGGAGGCGACCGCAAGUGGCCAAGGCGGUGAAUGGAACAAUCUGGGCGGUCUCGUUUUUGGUAGUCUUGCCUGUGGUGAUUUUUGCAAAUGUGCAACGGGAAGGAGGCAUCUGCAACAUCAUUUGGCCAGAGCCAGCCAACAUCUGGGGAGCAGCAUUUAUAAUCUACACCUCCACAGUUGGCUUUUUCUUUCCAUUGCUGGUCAUCUGCAUGUGCUAUCUCCUCAUUGUGAUCAAAAUCCGCAGCUCGGGAAAGAAGGUUCAUGCCACUUCGACCAAACGGCGCAAGUCGGAGAGAAAAGUCACGCGAAUGGUGGUGAUAGUGGUGGCUGUGUUCGUUUUCUGCUGGAUGCCAUUUUACGCCCUCAACAUCAUAAACCUGGUGGAAUCGCUGCGGGAUGAGCCCCAAGGUCUGCAUCUAUUUGUGGUGGUAUUGUCUUAUGCUAACAGCUGCGCUAACCCUAUCGUUUACGGCUUCCUUUCGGACAACUUCAAGCGGGGAUUUCGAAAGGCUCUGUGCCGCUCAUCUCGAAGGGUCGAGAACCACGUGCCCACUGAGCAACGGCAUCAAGAGGAACGAAGAAGAGUGGUGAUGCCCAGGGAAAGCCUUAGAAGAGCAGUGAGAAAGGAAGAGGAUGAGGAAGAGGAAGAGUACAGGGAGGAAGUGACGGAGAUGACGGAAAUCUGCAGGAUUACUCAGAACGGAAACGGAAGCGGACAACCUGAAAGUACCCGAGCGCUUUUCUUAGAGAGACCCUCGGGUACAGGGGUUUCUGAGACAAGUUCCCCAGACAGGAGAGGCACGGGUGGGGAUGUUAAAGGACCAGGCUUUGGAACUGCUGCAACCCUACUGAACGGGGCUAAAAAUGGGAAUGUGAAAACACUGCCAGAGGAACCGGUGGAAAAGAACAACUCACUGGAGAUCAGCUACUUGUAAACUUGUGAUUUGUGUCAGCUGAAAAAACAGUAUUAUUGUACAUGCCUCCCUGAGCUCUAUUCAGUUUGUAGUUACAGUACUGCCUCUCCUGAAGCCUAUCAACUCGUCAUCAUGUCUAUGAAAUUUUCUCCUAGUAAUCAGACUUUGUAGUAUGGAAGUGUACAAUCUGGCAACACAAUUUGAAAAGUCACAAUUCAUUUUGCCUUAUUUAUAGGACUUGGCAAAUCAAAACAAGGGUCAUCAGCAGCAUUCCAUGGUAUCAAUACCUAUGGGACCAGCACCACAAUAUGUGAAGCAUCUAUGUGCCUUUUUCUAAAUUUGCUUAGGAGAUUUAAUCAAUGCAGUGAAUCUAUGGCUACGACUGGGCACUAGAUCACUAAAUACAUUUACAUGCACUUUUGCUCGAUUCUAGCUGUGCAUGUGAACAUACUUAGUGAGACUUGUAGCGUAUUAAUAAGUGAUACAAUUUGGAAAAGAUUUUGUAAAUGUAAACAGGUCAAUAAUUAUACAUCGGCUUGUAGUUGUCUCUAAAUGUAUUUGUAUGUGCUUU
This is a messenger RNA of Sinocyclocheilus grahami, 2180 nucleotides long. Its product is annotated as somatostatin receptor type 5-like. Gene Ontology annotation, molecular function: somatostatin receptor activity; neuropeptide binding. Gene Ontology annotation, cellular component: plasma membrane; neuron projection. The transcript is spliced from 2 exons. Bases 197 to 1630 code for a protein of 477 amino acids. The record is from RefSeq and is a predicted model, not a curated record. Gene Ontology annotation, biological process: neuropeptide signaling pathway. NCBI's taxonomy places the organism in Eukaryota, Metazoa, Chordata, Actinopteri, Cypriniformes, Cyprinidae.